Messenger RNA from Mus pahari (shrew mouse), 1520 nucleotides. It is a transcript of the gene Shisa6, whose product is annotated as shisa family member 6. NCBI's taxonomy places the organism in Eukaryota, Metazoa, Chordata, Mammalia, Rodentia, Muridae. Gene Ontology annotation, biological process: regulation of AMPA receptor activity; regulation of short-term neuronal synaptic plasticity. The record is from RefSeq and is a predicted model, not a curated record. The transcript is spliced from 6 exons. The coding region runs from base 1 to 1113 and encodes 370 amino acids. Gene Ontology annotation, cellular component: AMPA glutamate receptor complex; postsynaptic density; postsynaptic membrane.
AUGGAGACCAAGACCUAUGAUCCAGAGAGACAGCUCCCUAGGGCCCAGAGCGGGGACAGGAAGCUGAUAGCAAGUCUUUGGGACUGGUCAGUCAGAGACGUCAGUCAGAGACAUAGACGCAAGGACCACAUGUCCCUUCUCAUCUCCGAGAUGUUCUGCAGGGUGACCAGAAAACGCCCCAUGACACUCAGUGACACCAGCCCUCACUCCCAGAACCCAGGUUCCAUGGUGUCCCUUUCAGUGAAGUCCCUGCAAGGGCAUUAUGGGAAGGAUGCUUACCGAAGUGGAGGACCAGAUCUCCAUAACUUCAUCUCAUCUGGAUUUGUCACAUUAGGAAGAGGACACACGAAGGGUGAUCGUCAGUAUAAUCAUCCGAUCUUAAGCAGCGCUACCCAGACCCCUACACAUGAGAAGCCACGGAUGAAUAACAUCCUGACGUCGGCCACGGAACCCUAUGACCUCUCCUUCUCACGCUCUUACCAGAAUUUAGCCCACUUGCCUCCGUCAUAUGAAUCUGCAGUGAAGACCAAUCCAAGCAAGUACUCAUCUCUGAAGAGGCUAACGGACAAGGAAGCUGAUGAGUAUUACAUGAGAAGGAGGCACCUGCCAGACCUUGCAGCCCGUGGUACCCUCCCCCUCAAUGUCAUCCAGAUGUCUCAACAGAAGCCGCUUCCUCGAGAACGGCCCCGCAGGCCCAUCAGGGCCAUGUCCCAGGACAGGGUCUUGUCUCCACAUCGGGGGUUGCCAGAUGAAUUCGGCAUGCCCUAUGACCGCAUCUUGUCUGAUGAACAGCUGCUCUCCACAGAGCGCCUGCACUCCCAGGACCCGUUGCUGUCCCCAGAGAGGACAGCCUUCCCGGAGCAGUCGCUGUCGCGGGCCAUCUCGCACACGGACGUCUUUGUGUCCACACCAGUGCUGGACCGCUACCGCAUGACCAAGAUGCACUCCCAUCCCAGUGCCUCCAAUAACUCCUAUGCCACCCUGGGCCAGAGCCAGACAGCAGCCAAGCGCCACGCCUUUGCCUCUCGCAGACACAACACGGUGGAGCAGCUACACUAUAUCCCAGGCCAUCACACCUGCUACACAGCCAGCAAGACCGAAGUGACCGUGUGACCGACAGUGUGGCCAGGGCUGCUUGGCAGAGUCAGGGCAGGACAGAGCAGAGUAGGGCAGGGGCGAGGAGCACAGAAUCCCGCCUUGCUCUCCUCUCCUCCCUGGUUCGCUCCACUGAAGCUGGAGGUGGGCUGCCUUUGUCCAGAAAGCCAUACCCCCAGGGAGAUGGCACCAAAUGCCUGGUCCAACAAGCACGGACCCAGGCUCUUUAAAGCUCUUUCUCUCCCAGUAGACUUCCCCUGUAGAUGAGAAGUGUGGUGAGGUUCAAGUCUUUCAAACACCUACACCACUCCCUCAGUCCCUGCCCCGCCCCUUCCUGGGGACUCAGCUGCGGGUUCUGCCAGCCAGUGGACCCUCUCCUGAAGGUAAUCGGAAGCUGUCUGGGUUUGAACAGCCAGCUGGCUAGA